Messenger RNA from Hylaeus volcanicus, 3623 nucleotides. RefSeq names its product ubiquitin conjugation factor E4 A (gene Ube4A). The coding region runs from base 190 to 3315 and encodes 1041 amino acids. The transcript has 15 exons. Gene Ontology annotation, biological process: protein polyubiquitination. Gene Ontology annotation, cellular component: ubiquitin ligase complex; nucleus; cytoplasm. Gene Ontology annotation, molecular function: ubiquitin-ubiquitin ligase activity. The record is from RefSeq and is a predicted model, not a curated record. NCBI's taxonomy places the organism in Eukaryota, Metazoa, Arthropoda, Insecta, Hymenoptera, Colletidae.
GAUUACUCUUAUGACAUCACUAACUUAAGUAAUAUGUUUGAGUGAAUCAGGGUAGUCGAUACGUUGUUGACAGGCGUCACUCUUAUCUUGAUAGUUUGAUGGCCGUGAUAUCGUUCGUAUCAGGUUCGCAUUACUAUAUAGAUCAAUUGUGCUUGCAAUAAUCGUGAACAAGUUUUAACGAAACGAACCAUGUGCGACAAUGUGAACAACAAUCCAUUCGCUGGAUUGUUUUCAACCAUCAACGAUGCCGUGUCAUUCUCGUCUCAAAGUCAGAUGAUUAUCAACGAAAAUAAUGGAAUUAAUUAUGUUACGGAACUUGAGAAUAUAAAUGUUCCCGGUACGACGAAAUCCACAAAUUUUCAAGAUUUUAAAGAUUCGAAAACUGAUAGUCAGGUUAACUAUCUUCUCGCUGACAUAUUUGGAAUAACAUUGCACGCAACAGAAGUAAACGAACACCAGAAACAUAAAUUGGUACAUGUUAACGUUGACUCGAUCGAACAAGCAGUUUUCGAGCGAUUAAUGCUUCCCGAUAUCGAGUCGAAAUUGGUCCCCAUAGAAAAUUCACAGCAUAUACCUUGCGAUUCUCAUACGUUAAAGAAACAGGUGAUAUCUUAUUUAUUCGAAAGCUAUUGUCGAUUGCAACGAUACAAGAACAAAUUAGAAUUGUCCGAUAUUCUCGACGAGAUGCGUCGCGUCAUCCUACAAAAUGCAGCUGUCGCAUUGCAGGAGCCGGAUCUAUUUGAAGGACAAGAAGUUCACAAUCAGUUUAUCGCGUUAUGCGCGGACGAAGAUGGUCUGAAACCAGAACUCGUAUCGUUUACUAAUGAUAUCGUAAACGAAUUGCAAUUAGAAAACAGUGAUAACGCUGCAGCGACGAUUGCUGUAUCUUUUAGUCCUAUUCUCGAUAUAAUUUACAAAGAUGUAACGCAAAGUAAUUUAGUUUUCUUAAAUCAACAUUGGUUUACUAUAUUAAAUCUUUUCGCUUUAAACGAAUCUUUAGCUGAAUUAUUAAUACGUCAUAGUACUCCUAAAAGCAAUCAAGGUCAAGCUUACGCGAAUACAUUAUUAGGUGCAAUCCUUAGUUUAAGUUGUUUGCCAAAAACGAUAGAAGAACCAUUUUAUUUUUUUGAAAAGCCAUUCCAACAGUCCAAUUCUAAUAUCGAAGGUAACAUUUGGACAGCCCUGGAUGCAUUAAGCGAAUCAUUGCAAAAAAUUUUCCACUUGUUAUUAAAGUGCUCGGCGGAAGUUCGUCAUUUGACCCUACAGUGGAUAGGAAAUUGUCUUCAUUCGAAUGCGAGUAGGGGGAAAAUUUGGAACUCGCAGAAUAACGUAGGUUUUAGUGCUAUGUUGUGCGUUUCCGAUGGUUUUAUGUUAAAUCUUGGAAAUGUGCUUCUGCGUCUUUGUCAGCCAUUUUGCAUUAAAUUAAAGGAGUCGAAAGUACCUAAAAUAGAUCCAACGUAUUGCGCAGCAGAGACCAGCGUUGAGAAUGAAUGUCUAAAUCGUGCUGUUCAUUUAAAAGGAAUGUCUUCAGAAACUUGUUUAAUACCAAUAUCGGAACACGAUGCUAGACCAGUUGCAAAAACGUUCGGAUUUACUACCGAAUGUUUUUUUUUAACUCACAGAGCUCUGGACCUUGGUUACAGAGUAGUAUCGGAGAAGUUUUUAAGAACUAGUCAAGAUUUGUCGAGAGUGUAUCAGGAUGCGCAAAGCGGUGGUAAUCCGGAAGUAUUAGAAAUGGUAGCUCAGCGCAUGGAGGCAGAAAUGACCAAGUAUCUAUCCUUAAGAGCAAGUCUUUUAGCACCGGAAAUGUUGGAACUCUUGGCAAAGUUUCAUGCGACAACAGCGUUCUGGUUAGUGCAGGUGUACUUAAACGAUGUACAAGUUAGCGAAGGCGAACAGACCGAUUACGUUCCAAAAGAAUAUAAACCAGUAACGUUUCCUUUGCCAGAAACCGUUCCGGAUACUCUCAGAUGCAUUCCUGAAUUUGUCGUGGAAAAUACUAUUAGGUUUUUGUGUUUUUUACGUCGGUUCAAUUCAAAUGUUUUCGAAGAACAAGGGUCGUUUUUCCUAACGCCAGUGUUAACAGAGAUUAUUGUGUUGAUGGAGUCUCAACAACGUUUAUACAAUCCUCAUUUACGAGCCCGUCUGGCGGAAGGUUUAGAGGCCCUUUUACCUACAACAGAUGAUAUCUUGAGCCGUAGAAAAUCGAGUUUAGGAACAUUCCAUAGAGAACAAUUAUUUAUGACACACCCGUGUAGACAGCAUAUUGUUGCCAGCUUACUUAAAGUAUUUGUAAGCAUUGAAAUGACAGGACAAAGCGUUCAAUUUGAACAAAAAUUUAAUUAUCGACGGCCAAUGUACGUUGUCAUGGAAUAUUUGUGGAAACUUCCAGAACGUCGUAAUAACUUUAUUACUCUAGCCGAAGAGGCAGAGGCUAAUAUGGAAGCAGCUCAACCACCGCUAUUUCUGCGUUUUAUAAAUCUUUUAAUGAACGAUGCAGUUUUCUUGUUAGACGAGGCACUUUCGAACAUGGCACAAUUGAGACAAUUACUUCAAGCAAGGGAAAGCGGAGAAUGGAAUAAAUUACCGCAACACGAGCGUGAUCAACAAGCUCAUUAUCUGUUACAUCUUGGAAUGAUUGCACGAUUUGACAAUAUAUUAGGUAGAAAAACUAUACGAACGCUAAAAAUGUUAACGACAGACAUCAAAUCUAUCUUUUGCCAUCCGACAAUGGUUGAUCGCAUUGCUUCGAUGCUCAAUUAUUUGUUGUUACAAUUGGUUGGGCCAAAUAAGAAGAAUUUAAAGGUGAACGAUCAAAACGAAUAUGCAUUCAAUCCAGCAAAUUUAGUAUUAAAUAUAUGCGAAAUUUAUAUAAACCUUAGUCAAAUUGAAUCCUUUACGCUCGCCGUUUCUCAAGACGGUCGGUCAUACAGUCCUGAACUUUUCCGGCUAGCCGAUAAUGUUCUCGUUCGGAUCGGAGGUGUGGGUAUAUUGGGAGAUUUGGAUGAAUUCGCAAAAAAUGUAGAAGCGGCUGCAACUCACAAGAGAGAGGAAGAUGAAAUUUUAGUCGAUGCUCCCGAGGAGUUUCUGGAUCCUAUUAUGUCUACUUUGAUGAUGGAUCCUGUAAUUCUUCCAUCUUCUAAAAUAACUAUCGAUCGUCAAACCAUUGCGAGGCAUCUGCUAAGCGAUCAAACUGAUCCGUUUAAUCGAUCUCCUCUCACUAUGGAUAUGGUAAAGUCCGACGUUGAACUUCAACAUAGGAUACAGGAGUGGGUAGAACAAAAGAAACAAGAAAGGACAAAAAGUUGUCAGUGAUCAGUGAUUGGUGAUCGGUGAAAUGAUUGUAUAUUUGUCAGGUUUCAGAGUUUCGAAGAACAAGAUAGGAAUGGUAAACCCUUAAGGUUUCGUAUACAUAUAACAAAGGUAACAAAGCGUAAUCUAUGGCGAAUUCACCAUACGUCUACGUUUUUAAAUUAAAUUUUUUGAUUUCUGAUUUACGACGUACAAGGACAUAUAUUUUUCUAUACAAAUUAUCGUUAUAGAUAUGUACAAAUACCAAUUUUGUCCUAUAAUUAGAGUGUCAUUCUGUAGAACUUUGAAUAUCGCAUUUUGUGCAAAGAAAA